CGUCCUUCUGCCUUUCACCAACACCAUGGUCCACGUCAAGUGGGGAAGAGAGAAGCUCUCGUUUCAGCUCCCAGACCCCAGCACAAGGCUGGGUGACAUCCGCCAGAGCAUCGCCGAAUACACUCAUCUUCCGCCCAAUGCAUUCAAGCUCGUCCACUCGGGCGUCGUCAUGAAAGACGACAAUGCUCCCAUCUCCGCCUACCACAUCAAGCCAAACUCGACGAUCGCCGUCAUCGGCACCGCGGACGCGCCACCCAGCGCGCCUGCCCAACAGGCCAAGCCCAAGCCCGCCCCGCCUCGCUCGGAGCAAUCCACCAUCAACCAGAUCCAGUCCGAGAUGCAAAAUGUCCGGUCCUCGCUCGGGCGCGACCUCGAGACCCUUUUGGGCUCGCUGCCCCAAUACCAUACCGCUGGCGACAACAAGGCCUUCAUGGACCGCGAGCACCUCCGCCUCGGCGAGCUCCUGCUGCAGUCCCUGCUACGGCUCGAUGGGAUCAAUGCGGAGAGCGAGUGGCAGGAUGCGCGGCGCGAGCGCAAGGAGAGCGUGCGCGAGGUGCAGGGUCUGCUCGAUCGCCUGGAUGGCGCAUGGCAGAACCGGGGAAACUGAUGUGCUGUCGUUCUUCCGAUGGUAAGGCGGCGACUUCAGCUAGUUUUCAUACCAGCAUUAUAACUUAUUGAUCGACCCAGUAUAGACGAUAGACACAUCUAGUUCCAUUAUAAUACAGCCUAUACAGGUGAUAGAUGACAGACGUACUGUCAAUGCAGCUUGUGGUGUGAUACAUCUGGAACCUCGCAGCCUGAGUAUAGGUGACCGCUUGCCCGGUACCGCCUGCAUGACGCUGAAAUCGGCGGGUCUCGCGUCGGGCUACAUACGAGCUCAAGUGGCGGAGCGAUGCGCUUGAGACAUCAUGAACGCUCACGACAUGAUAUCCUGUCGACAUCGUGAAUCUGUCCCUCACUUCUUCGUAGACCCAAACCCUCCAAAGCCCAUCAUCUUCGCCAUCUCAUCGUCCGGCCCGC
Messenger RNA from Schizophyllum commune H4-8, 1020 nucleotides. RefSeq lists its product as uncharacterized. The coding region runs from base 26 to 607 and encodes 193 amino acids. Gene Ontology annotation, molecular function: protein-folding chaperone binding; adenyl-nucleotide exchange factor activity. Gene Ontology annotation, biological process: protein stabilization. Lineage: Eukaryota; Fungi; Basidiomycota; Agaricomycetes; Agaricales; Schizophyllaceae. The transcript is spliced from 4 exons. The record is from RefSeq and is a predicted model, not a curated record. Gene Ontology annotation, cellular component: nucleus; cytosol; cytoplasm.